Motacilla alba alba is the source of this 3731-nucleotide messenger RNA. It is a transcript of the gene GTF2B, whose product is annotated as general transcription factor IIB. Gene Ontology annotation, biological process: transcription preinitiation complex assembly; transcription initiation at RNA polymerase II promoter. The coding region runs from base 135 to 1085 and encodes 316 amino acids. Gene Ontology annotation, cellular component: transcription preinitiation complex; nucleus. Lineage: Eukaryota; Metazoa; Chordata; Aves; Passeriformes; Motacillidae. The transcript has 7 exons. The record is from RefSeq and is a predicted model, not a curated record. Gene Ontology annotation, molecular function: RNA polymerase II general transcription initiation factor activity; TBP-class protein binding.
GGGCGGCCCCGCGCCUGCGCCCGCCCCUUCGCGGCACCCGUAGGAGCGCUCGGCGGCCCCGCCCGCCGCUCUCGGGCUUUAAUUCCAGGGCCGCUGGGCCGCGCGCGAUCCGGCUCCGCUGCGGCUCCGCCGACAUGGCGUCCACCAGCCGUUUGGAUGUACUUCCAAGGGUGACUUGCCCAAAUCAUCCAGAUUCCAUUUUAGUGGAGGAUUACAGAGCUGGUGAUAUGAUUUGUUCUGAGUGUGGGCUAGUAGUAGGUGACCGGGUCAUAGACGUGGGCUCGGAGUGGAGAACGUUCAGCAAUGACAAAGCAACCAAAGACCCAUCUCGAGUCGGGGAUACCCAGAAUCCUUUGCUCAGUGAUGGCGACUUGAGUACAAUGAUUGGCAAGGGCACAGGUGCAGCAAGUUUUGAUGAAUUUGGGAAUUCAAAGUACCAAAAUCGCAGAACUAUGAGCAGCUCUGAUCGUGCGAUGAUGAAUGCUUUUAAAGAAAUUACGAACAUGGCAGACAGAAUCAACCUCCCUAGAAAUAUAGUUGAUCGAACAAAUAAUUUAUUCAAGCAAGUGUAUGAGCAAAAGAGCCUGAAGGGGAGAAGUAAUGAUGCUAUUGCUUCUGCUUGUCUCUACAUAGCCUGUAGGCAAGAGGGCGUUCCAAGAACAUUUAAAGAAAUAUGUGCAGUGUCCAGGAUUUCAAAGAAAGAAAUAGGCCGGUGUUUUAAACUUAUUUUGAAAGCUCUGGAAACCAGUGUUGAUUUGAUUACAACUGGAGACUUCAUGUCACGAUUCUGUUCUAAUCUGGGUCUUCCCAAACAAGUACAAAUGGCAGCAACACAUAUUGCCCGUAAAGCUGUGGAAUUAGAUUUGGUUCCUGGGAGAAGCCCUAUCUCUGUAGCAGCUGCAGCUAUUUACAUGGCAUCACAGGCUUCUUCAGAGAAAAGGACACAAAAAGAAAUUGGUGAUAUUGCUGGUGUGGCUGAUGUUACGAUUAGACAGUCAUACAGGCUGAUCUAUCCUCGAGCUCCAGAUCUUUUCCCAGCAGACUUCAAGUUUGAUACCCCAGUAGACAAACUACCACAGCUGUGAGAUUGCAGAGGGUUAAUUUCUGUUAACCUCCCAAAAAAACCCAACAAAAACAAACUCUUUAUUUUUGCCUAUAAUAAAGGAUGUACAAAGUGUUAAUAUUGGGUCUUCGUGUUGUGGAACUGGAGGAUAUGGUGAUGGAGCAUAACUGCUGGAAGGCAGCAUACAUUCCAGGGGUAAACAAGCUGAUUGUGUGGAAUUUUGUAUGUAUAUAUUAGUGGAAGUAAAUAUUUAAUAUCUGUUGCAACAAAUUUAAUUUGAUACUGUUGUACUUAUUUAGAUUUCUUUUGUAGGGAUCUAGUAAGAUGUAUUUUGGAGAAUUUAAAAUAUUGUGUAAUUCCCAAAUAAACUGUUUUCCAAAAACACCAUCUUGUGGUAUGGCUGCAAUGUGACAUGCACGUACUGUAGUACAUGCUGAGAACUGGAAUGCAGUCCAUGGAAUGGUGGAGUGAGCUUCAUACUUGUGGGCUUGUUCACAAGGCUGCUUAAAUGCUCACAUUAUGGACAAUUUCUGAUCUCUAGAGUGCUCUGGUAGUUGUAGGGAGCUGUAGUGUGGGUGCUCGCACCCAGAAUGUAAACAGUUGCUGAAAAGCCUUCCAAGUUUUGCACAACUGCUGCAGAAUAUUUCCAAACUGGUUGCAAAAGGAUUAAUCCCAUCCUUGGCACCAUCUCUCUGAUUCUCACUGUCUCUGCUUUUCUGCCGUGAAUUUGAUAUAAUGACAAAGCAGCUACUGAGAAGCAUGAGGACUCAUUUUAGUUGAAUUCCUGGUAACUUCAUGAUGCUUAGUACUGUACAAAGAGAAGUAAAAAGUAUUUAUAGUGUAAGUUUGUUAAAUUUCUGACCUGCCAGCCCACCCUGCAGUCUGGCUGGCGUGUGGUUAUGUUCUAAGUGAGCACUUGCUGUUUGAACUGAUAUGCCAGGUGCUGAGUGAAGGCCUGAAGUAGUUCAGCCCUGCCCAGACUAAGAGCUUUGCACACUGGUUGCCUCCUGACAGUGUCCCUUUGUGUACAAAGCAACACAUGCGCUUAACUGGGAGUCUUGUAGUUCCUGAGAUUUUUGUAUCACAGGUGCAAGUGCAGUUUAACUACACAAAUAACAGCUGAGGGUCGGCUUGCUGCACAUCUGGUCUAAGCCAGCCAGAGGGACGGCUCUGUCCAGUGCUAAUAGCACUCACUAAUUGCCAGUAGCCCUCACUUUGUUUGCUAGUUGAGCUUUAAUUGUCUUCUGCCGGUACGUACUGGAAAUGUGGAAACUGAACAUUUUUUCUGUAGGUUGCACAGUCCUGUUACACCACAGAAGCUGUUGGUUACAGCCAUGAAACAUUCUGGUGUAGAGGUUAGGAGUACACUUAGUCGUUGCCAGGGCAUGUAUUCAUUGUCUGAUGUAUUGCCUUUGACUUUGUUGCAACAUCUUCUGUUACCUGGGCAUUCCUGGUCUUGGUCUGAGCUAUUCUGCCUGCAUCCUCUGUGCGUAGUGGGAUGCUGUGAAUGGGCUGGGCCUGACCAUUAAUGCAUUGCUACAGCUUGGGAAUGCAAAGGUGGAAAUUGCUUUUACUGUGAGUGCUGCUUUCCAGCAUAGAUCUGUAGAUGAAAUCUGCUCCAUGAAGGUUGAAAGUGACUGAAAUGUACAUUGCCCAUAAUGCUAAUCUUAAAUCCUUUCAGGCAUUAUACACGGGCACUUGACGGGUGAGUGUUUGCAGCUGAAGUGGUUGCAUACAGCAAAGAUUGCCUGGACAGGAAUUUAAAUACAUCUGUGCACAGCUCUGAAGUGCAGCAGAUGGAGGCAGGGAAGUGCAAUCAUGCGGUGACCCUGCUGUUCCAUAAGCAGUUCCUGUGUCUCCCAGGGUGUGGGAGUAACUUUGCAGCAAGAGGCAGAACUAGGAAUCUGCUUGAAGGGGCAGGUCUGUUCUGAAGGCCAUUUACUACUGGCUGCAGUAUACUAGUUAAUGUGAAGCAUAGCAGGAAAAAAUACGGCCUGGCUCUGAAUUAGUUUUCAGGCAGCUCGGAGCCCUGCGGUAGCUCCUGUCUCAGCCAGGCCCAGGGGCGGGCCCGGGGGGGGCAGCGGCCGCCCUCAGGCCGGGGCGGGCUCUGGGCGCUCGGCUCGGCCGGGGCUGGGCCUGAGGGGGCGGCUCCGCAGCCGGCCCGGGAGAAGGCAGGACGAUGAAGGGUUGCAUUCCCCACACACAAGUGUGUGAGGAACAUCUUCAAGCGUUAAUUCAAUGGCAGCUCAGAUUAGAUCCUCGAAACGCUGGAGCCAGCCUUUUCUGGAAUGACUGUUUAGCCAGGUAUGAAGUGUCUGCCUGUGGGCAAAAUGGCUGCGUAAAAUUCAUGUGGCUCUUAAAAGUAAAGAGCUCUGUUCUAAAUGCACUCAAAAGAAAGCUUCAUCCUCUAGACUGUCCAAAGAAAAGCUCAGGGAGGGGUAGGGAGGUAGGUACAGACUGUGGUUUGGUUACACAGCUUGCUAAGGAAUGGGGGUAGGAAAGAGACUGUAAUGAAGCAGUAGCCAGCAGCAGGGCUGAGUCGUCUCCCCCGUGCCCUCAGGGGAAGCCUGGGAGGGAGAAUGCUGAGCCAAGCAGACCGGACUCCAGCUGUCCUGACUGCUCCAAGCCAGAGACUGCUCAGAGGCAGUUUGUAAUGUUCUUAAAAAAA